AUGAGAAUACAACUCUUUGAUGCAUUUGUCUACUUCUUUGGUUCUUACGUGCUUGAGCAUUUCAAGCCUUGUUUUGGAGAGAAGCUCGAGAGAGCUUAUCUUCUUAAUCUCACUUCAGUAAGGGGUCUAAAUGGUCUAUUAAAGGAGGGAAAACUGAAGGCGCUCCCUAGUCCUAGAGGUGCCACUGUUCCCAGUCAUCUGCUUUUCGCGGAUGACAUUUUUAUCUUCAUGAACGCCGGAGCAAAACAUGUUCGAUGUCUGAGAGAGUUCUUGCUUAAAUACCAAGAAUUUUCUGGCCAAAAAUUCAGCUUGGAGAAGAGCAAGGUUUUUUUUGGCAAAGUCACCCCUCACAGGAAGAGGUAUAUUUCUGAUCUGCUGGGUAUCCCAACUUGCUCUCUUCCGACGAGGUAUCUUGGGGUUGAGAUCUUCAAGGGCGGUGUCAAGAAGGAUAGGAUGCUUCCUCUUAUCGAUAAAAUUAAAUCUCGAUUACAGGGAUGGCAAGGCAAACUCCUUUCAAUGGCUGGUCGUGCAGAGCUCAUUUGGUCUGUGAUCUCAGGUAUGCCUAUUCAUAAUUUUUCCACUUAUUGGUGGCCUGAAUCGGUGAUUAAAACGGUGGAGCGCUGGAUUAGGAAUUUCCUAUGGUCAGGGGAUAUUUACACAGUGAAGAAAAUCACUGUGAAAUGGGAAGAGGUAUGCCGGCCUAAGGAGGAAGGGGGUUUAGGUAUCAGGCGAUUGAGGGAUGUCAACUGUGCGGUGCUUAGCAAACUAGUGUGGCAAAUGACGCAUGAAGGAUCUACUUUUAGUUCUUUCUUGCGGGCUAGAUUUGUGAAUGAAGGUGGAGACCUCAAGAAGGGUUAUAGAGCAUCUUCGGUGUUUAAAGGAAUUGCGAAGAUGUGGAACUUUGUAUCUCUAUCUGAGCGUUGGAUGGGAAUAUAUCCUUGCCGAAGGGUCAGAAAGACCGAUGCUGCUGGUCUCUAUCCUCCUUAG
This is a messenger RNA of Macadamia integrifolia, 987 nucleotides long. RefSeq lists its product as uncharacterized. The coding region runs from base 1 to 987 and encodes 328 amino acids. NCBI's taxonomy places the organism in Eukaryota, Viridiplantae, Streptophyta, Magnoliopsida, Proteales, Proteaceae. The record is from RefSeq and is a predicted model, not a curated record. The transcript has 3 exons.